Colletotrichum truncatum is the source of this 960-nucleotide messenger RNA. Lineage: Eukaryota; Fungi; Ascomycota; Sordariomycetes; Glomerellales; Glomerellaceae. The record is from RefSeq and is a predicted model, not a curated record.
AUGGGUUUCAACCCUGAAACUCCACCAGCUCAUCUCGGACCUCCCAUCCCCUUUGGGACACCCUCACAGGUGUUCCCUAGGCCCCUCAUCCUUGCGUUUUCCCCUGUCGCCAAAUGCUUAGCAUCCAUAGUCAAAUAUUCUCGUACCUGGGUACGGCUGAGAGAGGGGACCAUUCAGGCCCAGCUCUCGCUCGUCUCCGAAGGUCACACACACCGCACCCACCCUUGGCCUCCCCUUGUGCUUUCCACCCUCUCCCCCGUGUCGAGACGAGUUUCGUCACAGCCCAUCAUCGUCCGAUUUCCCUUCUCUCUUUCUCUUCCCUUCCCACACUUAACUCGUGCCUACUAUUCCAUCCUCCACUCGCUUUGCUUCACCUCGUCUCACCACCACACCAGCAAACCACCGACAUCAAGACCACGAGUCUCAACGCAACGCACGGAAACGCACGUACGCCAAGAGAUCUGCACGCUCAUACAAACCCGCACACCACCUCGCUCUCUCUUAACACUCCGACAUCCCACCGCCACCACCACCGUCUCUGAAAAUUCGCUUUUUCUCCUGCAUUCCAACCAAAGUCUAAUCCUGCGCUCUGCUUCGUAUCGCCAGACGCAACCUAGUCUAGCCAUCUGCAACCUGCAGCUUCGUUCGACAAACAUAACCACAACUCUCUUUUACAUCGAGCACCCGCCCCGUGCUCACACUUACCCAGCUGGUCUGAAUCUUAUUCAUUAUACAUAUUGCUUGUCCUCGUACAUACCUCCGUUUCGUCACUUUUCACAUCCACGGCCACGACUCUUCGACUCGUCGCUAGUUCGACGACGACGACACCGCUAUCGUUUAUUGAAGGAAAUCAAGGGCAAAAAGGAAACACAUUUUCGACCAGAAAGAGAGUGGAAAUUCACGGGAACCGACGAGAGCAGUGCUCCAGCGAUCCGGACAGUAAACAGGCAGCUAUUCUGA